Molecule: messenger RNA, 1368 nt
Organism: Akanthomyces muscarius
Lineage: Eukaryota; Fungi; Ascomycota; Sordariomycetes; Hypocreales; Cordycipitaceae
Exons: 1
Coding region: 1-1368 (455 amino acids)
Biological process (GO): lipid catabolic process
Molecular function (GO): triacylglycerol lipase activity
Source: RefSeq, a predicted model, not a curated record
AUGAGGUCCCUUUCGCUAUUUGCUGCGCUGCUUCCACUGGUGUCCGCUCUCCGCAUUGAGAAGCGUCUCACCACCCCGGCCAACGACCCGUUUUAUACCCCUCCCGCUGGCUUCGAGUCGUCUGAACCCGGCACUGUGCUGCGUGAGAGGUCUAUUUUGAGUUCUUUCUUCGGCCUGAUCCCCGACCCUGUUGAUGCGCGUCAGCUGCUCUACCGCACUGCCGCUAUUGACGGCUCUCCUAUCGUCACCGUCACUACCAUCUUUAAGCCGCUUUUCGCCAGGACCGACCGCUUCAUCUCCUUCAACACAGCGUACGACUCAUCCGCCUCCAUCUGCAAUCCAAGCUAUAACUACCGAUUAGGCGCCAUUCAGACGGACCUCAUCUCGUCAGCCGAGUUCCUUAUCAUCCAGGCCUAUCUACUCUCUGGCUACACCGUCACCUCGGCCGAUUAUGAGGGCCCCGACGCUGCUUUUUCGGCUGGUCGUCUCUCUGGUAUGGCCGCCCUCGAUAGUAUGCGCGCCGUGGUCAACUAUGGUUCUAGAAUUGGCCUUCAUGAGAACCCCAUGAUUGUUAAUGCUGGCUAUUCGGGUGGCGCUAUCGCCGGCGGUUGGGCGGCCUCUCUUCACUCUACCUACGCCCCUGAGCUCAACAUCAGAGGCUGGGUCCUUGGCGGCACUCCCGCCAACUUGACUGAUGUCCUUCUCUAUGUCGACGGCACCGUUUCUAGUGGUUUACUCCCCGGCGCUAUUGCUGGCCUCAUCAAGCCCUCAGCCUACGGCAAGCAACUCCAGCCGCUCAUAGACGACAUUAUCACCGAGCACGGCAAGGAGAUCCUCGCGUCCGGCAACGACCAGUGCGUCAUCACGAACGUCAUAAACUUCGCGGGUCAGUCUAUUUUCGACACCAAAAUUCAGAGCCUUGGCAAGAGCCUUCUAUAUCAGCCUGAUUUGGCCGCCGUUUUUUCGGACACCACUAUGGGAACCAAGAAAGAGGAGACUCCUACGGCGCCCGUUAUGCUCUACCAUGCGCAGGACGACGAGGUGAUCCCAUACGCCCCCGGUGCGGCCCUGGCUAAGCGCUGGUGCGACUACGGCGGCGAUGUGCGCUUCACUAACUACGCCGCCGGUGGCCACAUUACUACCGAGGUUGUCGCUCUUGUUGACGCGCUCAAGUUUACCAAUGACGCCUUCAACGGUUUGGUACCGGGCGGGUGUACCAGCAAUUCAGUCCUCACGGACAAGCUGAACCCUCUCGCGCUGGGCCUCAGCCUCGAACCAGUUCUCGCCCAGCUAGCGGGAGUUCUUCUGGUCCUCGGCAAGAAGGAUGCCAACUGGAUCGAGAGCAUAUCCAACGGCAAGGCACUAUAA